Molecule: messenger RNA, 7957 nt
Organism: Harpegnathos saltator (Jerdon's jumping ant)
Lineage: Eukaryota; Metazoa; Arthropoda; Insecta; Hymenoptera; Formicidae
Gene: su(sable)
Product: suppressor of sable
Exons: 8
Coding region: 1735-5397 (1220 amino acids)
Biological process (GO): negative regulation of DNA-templated transcription
Cellular component (GO): nucleus
Molecular function (GO): RNA binding; metal ion binding
Source: RefSeq, a predicted model, not a curated record
GCGAGGGAAAAAAAGCAAGGGAAGCAGGAGGCGCGUGAACGCGUUUUGUUCGCUGACCGUUAUCGCGCGUAUUCGGCCGUCUCGCGGCGUUUAUCCGCCAAGGAGCGCGCGUUUCUCAGCUGCGCGUUCGUGACACGCCCGAACGGAUCAUUACUAAUCCGUCUAUCUCUGGUUUCAUAAACGCGCAGGAGUAAACUCGCUCGCCCGUCGACCUCUCGGCAAGGAACGCGCGCAUUCAGACUCGUCGUCGCUCCCUUUCUCUGUCUCUCUCGCGAAAAAAAACCGUUCGCCGCCGUUAUCGCCGGGACGAGAGAAACGCUGCCGCGGUCGUUGUGUCCGUCUCCGUCAUCAUCGCUCGUCGCAGUCGUCAGCAACGUCAACGUCACCGUCGUCAUCAUCGCUAACGUCGCGAACGUCCGAAAAUCCGCUCGAGUCGCAGAAAAAGAGAUUCUCGCUCGCAAUUUCGGUAAACGAUCGCACCAGUGAAAGCCGCAUCGUUCCUCGAGGGGGGGAGAUUUGGGCAGGGGCUCUGGAGGGGGAAGAGGAAGGAGGUGAAGGAAAAAAGAGACGCCGACGUCAUACGUCGUCGUUGCGGCGCGAGUCGCCGCCGCGCGUCCCUUUUCUCUCUCUCCCUCUCUUUCUCCCCCUUUUCCUCUCCUCGACCAGACCAGACGAGACGAGUACGCACGCGCGCGAGCGCGUCCCAUUUUCUGCGCACUUCCGUUUCGGAUACUCGCGCGAAACGAGCGAACCGCACGUCGUGCGCGGGCACACACAGAAGCGGGGCACACGCAACGACGUCUCACAGAUACACACGGCCGACGGAGGACGGGGGGCAAGCAAACGCAAGCUUGCACAGGCUUGCCGGGAGUAUAGGUAAAAGAUAAUCGUCACGAGAGAGAACACCCACGAACGAACGACGACGACGACGACGUGUUGGGUGUCGUCGCCACCGCCGCCGCCGCCGCCGUUGCCGUCGCCACCACCGCCGUCGUCGCCACCGCCGACGCCGCCGCCGCCGCCGUUGUCGCCGUCCGGAUUCAGCCGUUCAUGCCACGUCGGCCAGAAUGACGUCGUCGUGACGGCGAGAAAAGGAGAAUCGCGCGAUCCGACCGAAUAUCAUUGCUCGCGGACUUUCGAGGGGAAUCGAAUCGCGCGCGGGUAAGAGGGAGGAAAGAAAGAAAAUCGCGCACAGGGAGAGAUCAUUCGCGCACAUAGUGAAAAUAAUCGGUAUCGUAUCGUAUCGCCGCCCCCUCGGCGCAAGGGAGACAAAGAGGGCAACCGAGCUGCAAAACCGAGAGUGCACUGUCGCUAUACAUUCGUUCGUUCGAACCAAGUCCACGGGAAAAUUCGGGAAAAACUGAGGACCGUAUGUUAUCGCGUGUAUAUCGCGUCGAGUAGAGAGGGAGAAAGAUCGAAAGAGAGAGAGAGAGAGAGAGAGACACGAGAUCGGUCUUUUUCACAAUCCAUUCCACGGAGAGAGUUUAUUGAGCUCUCCCAAAUGCUAGAAUUCAGGCAGCGCGGUCGUUAUUACGGCAGAGCAAAGACCUGUCGAGUGUGGUCGGGCGAAUCGAUCGUCUGAUCGUCGUCGGGCGGCCGCAGUGCAGUAAUAAUAGAAAACUUGUCACGGGGUUCACGAGAACGAACAUACGCACGAACGAACGCACGCACGCACGAACGCACGCACGCACGCACGUUUACAGAUCGAGAUCGAUCUGCGGAGAGCCGAAUACGAUGGCAUUAGAAAGUGUUUCCGCGGCAGAGACUCUAAUCCAAAGCAAUGAUAAUGAUUUGGAAGAUGGAGAGAUUCCAUCAGACGAGGAUGAUGAACCAGUCACCCACACUGUGAAUAAUGCACCGGAAAUAACAAAACCAAUACCAAAACCAGAUCUUGUGAAGAACAAGACUUUCGAGCCCAAGUUCAACAAGAACAAGAAGCAACUUGCACAAGCAGCUAAUAAACACGACCGUUUCUUAAAAUAUAAGAGUCCGACUGAAGAUUGGGCUGGAGAUGUUGAAAAAGCUAUCAAGGCUGCUAUGGAAGAGGAUGGGGGAAGGAAUCAAGAGAUCAAGGCGAAGAAUAAGAAUAACAGGAAUAAAGCCAGGAAAAGAAUUCGUGAUGAGAGAGAGGAGGAUCGUGGUAAAGAACAACAAAAGAAGCGAAAAAUCAGCGACGAAGAAAACGGCAAUGAAGACGAGGAUGAAAUGCUCUUUGUACGAGGAGCAUCACCUAUUAGAAAAGAUUCGCAAGAGAAUAACUCCCCCAGACGCACGAACGAACACGAUACUUUCGAAAACGUUACAGAAUACGAAGAGAGACCUAACAUAAAUAGACAUAGAGAAAACGAAAGCAAACGUGGUACCGGCCGUGGCGGAGGGGGAGGUACGAAGACUGCUAGACGUCGUGGUGGCAAAAACGAACGCGGUAAGAACAAAGCCCGUGGUCAAAUGCGAAACGACCGAAACGGCCGUCGGCAGCAGAAUAACGAUCAUGGACACGAUCCGGAGACGAUCUGUUUGUACUAUAUGCAAGGAAAAUGUCACAGAGGAGACGAUUGUCCGUUCUCGCAUAACGCCUUGCCACCUAGGAAAAUGGAAUUGUGCAAGUUUUACCUGAUGGAUUGCUGCGCGAAGCGGGAGAAGUGUCUCUAUAUGCAUCAGGAUUUUCCAUGCAAGUUCUUCCAUACUGGUUUAAAGUGUAAUCAGGGUGACAAUUGUAAAUUCUCGCAUCAGCCUUUGAGCGACCAGGUAAAGGCGAUUCUGUUGAAACACUUGGAAAGUGCGCCAAAAGAGAUUCUUGGUGAUUUUCCCAGGUUAAGUAGAGAAGGUGCAAUGUUAAUGAUAAAUAAUACUGCACGUUCUUUAGCUCAGGGACAAGAUGCGGCAAAUCAAAAAAUCCCAAGUCUCUUCGAAUUAAAUUUAUCAGCACCUACGGAAAAGAACGAUGAGAAGGAUGAGAAAGAGGAACUAAUGGGUCCACAAAAGAUCGGUAUGAGAGAAAGAAAACCUUCCGGAAAGAGGACUCGAUGGGGAUCGGACGAGGACAGAGUUCCUUACGAACAAAUUAUGUUGCUACAGUCGGCGAACGAGCUGUGUCUUCAACUUCCAAAUGUUGCCUUAGGUUUAGCACAGCAACAUAGCAAUACGCAAUUACAGCAGAAGCAACUAGCUGCACCGCCUACAGAUUUUUACACUGAGAUAAAUGUGGAAUCAAACAAAAAUGUACAUAAGACGAAAGAAGAUUUUACGAAGGAUAUAGGGGAAGACGAUAUAUUGGAGCAGCCGAAGAAAAAGAGUCGUAACUCGAUAGAGAACCUGAAGGAUGUUGACUUGAGGCAAAUGCUGAAAGCAAAGAAACCACUGCCUGUGUACAGUAUAGCCGACGAAGUGGCGAACCUCACAAAAAAUAAACUCGACGAUGAGAGCGAUCAAGACGAAGAAUCGGAUCUCGUUAUUGAGAUGCCGGCUGAAGAUGAUGAUAAGGAAAAAGGCAAACACGCAAGUAAUCAGCAAACAGGAGGCGAACAAGUUCAUGAAGCGUCCUCGUCUGCAGACGAGCAAGAGGUACCGUCACACUUGCCGAAAAAGGCGCAGGAGUUGUUCAUGAGAAUACAGCAGCAACAGCGCGCGGCUCAGGACAGUUUCAAGAACAUGGAAAACGAUACCGGCACAAACCCAGCGGAUCGGGUGGAAGAUUGGUAUUCGGAUGAGGAGGACGAUGACGAUGACGACGAGAGCGGUAAUCUCACCAUAGUUGAUAGUUCUAAGGAGGAAAUCGAAUCCGCCGACAAGACCCAAAACGUCGUCAUCCAAGAGGAACUUCAGACAACGACGUCUGCUGCGUCCAACAUACCCCAACCAGCAGCGAUCGUGGAUAAACUGGGAGACUUGAGCAAGAUUGAUAUUAGCGCCGAAGUGUCCAGACUGUUGUCGACAAUCAAAGCCUCUACGGGCAAGACGCAACAGGCGUCGGGUAACUCUACUCAAGACACGUCGAAGGCCAAAUCAACGCAAGACUCUGUGGCUGAGACGUCGAGUCCGAGGGUAUCACCGGAUCCAACACCAGCACCUACCACACUUGUGUCCAGAGAUCCACGGAUGUCCAGGGAUCCUAGGCAACGCAGGGACGAACAGAAACCGAGCAGUCCCAGCAUAUCCGACGCCAAGAGGGACUCGCAGAAGCACCUGCGGUUAGAGACCAGCAUCUACAGCAGCGGUAUCACGCCGAUGGACACGCACAUGGACACUGAUCUCAGGACAAAGACAGAUCAGGAUCUCAGACGGCAGGAUAUGGACUUCAGGCAGCGCUUCCAGACUGGCUUCGGUGAUACGGAUUUGCGAGUAGUAGGCGCCGGUUUCACGGACACAUCCGCCAAGUCCGACGUGGACCUCCGUCAGAUAUUGAGUCUGCCGUUCAAGCCGGCACCUUCGCAUAUGCCGUGUACAGAGAUCGACGCGAGCAUCGCAUCGCACCCGCCCAUAACGUACAAAGUGUACAUCGUCGACAUUCCGCGGCCGGACUACACUGGUCUUAAGCUGACGAAGAACGACGCGCAGGUGAAGUACGAUCCCCGUCUCCGGAAGAUUUUCCGUAUCGUCAAGACGGAGCUGAUAACUGAUUCGCCGAUGUCUCCACCGCCGGCGAUUAUAAAGCAGGACACACCCAAGUCACCACCGCAGAUCCGUUCAGAUCCACGACGGAAGACCCUCGAAGCGGCCGCGUCCAAUCAGUCCGCAGCGAAUGUCAACUCCAUGAUGUCCAAACAGCCACAGUCGAUGGAUAUGGGACCAUCCGGUAUGGGUAUUGGGCCUGGCGGUAUGCCCGUGCCGUCUGGUAUGCCUGGCGGUCCGCCGCCUAACAUGUCGGGACCAGGUGGUAUGAUGUCGAUGGGCCCGAAUCAUGGCCCCAUGAGCAUGGGAAACAUGGGUCCGAUGAGGCCGAUGAUGAAUACGCCGAUGCCGCCGCAGAACAUGCCACCCAUGGGCAUGCCGUCGUCGAUGGGCAUGAACGGACCGCCGAUGCCGAUGCCGCAGGGUCAGAUGAAUUACGACCCGCGCUUCAAUGUGCAGCGAAACAACGGAGUCGGCCUCCUUGGUCCCGGACCCAAUUUCGGUCCAGACAAUUCCUACGAGGGCGGCGCGCCACCGCCGGGAUACGGCGGUAACUUCAACAACUUCGGUCCCGGGGGAGGCGGCGGUGCCGGUGGCGGCGGUGGCGGUGGCGGUGCCGGUCCCGGUCCUGGCGAUUCCGGCAUGAUGGGCUUUAAUCCAAACGCGCCGAACCCGCCCAACUUUAUGGGCGACGGCGCGGACUGGGUCCCCGGGAACGGCAACAGGCGCGGCGCUCGUAUGCGCCGGCGGAAUCGCAACAGGACCAAUAUGGUGGCUAAUAACUGAGAGAAAGCUUCCAAGGAACUCCCAGUAGGUACGACUACCGUGUAGACUGAGUACCUGACGAUAAUUUUCCACCGGGCGAUUCAGUUUACGUAGCGCCAUCAGUCCCUAUGCUGAGAGCUAUUGAGCUGCGGCGAUUAUCAAUCAAGCUCUCGUCGUGUGCUAAGUCGUGUGUGUGUGUAUGUAUAUGUAUAUGUAUGUGUGAGAGAGUAAGUACAUAAGCGAGCAGCGGUAAGAAGAAAAAAAGUUUUUAAUUAUAAGCGAGCAAGAGCAAGAAGGAAAAAAGUUUAUAAUCAAGUCGUGAUGAUAGGGAGAAACGUACGCACGUCCUGUGUGUGAUGCUCAUUCAUGCACGCGCUAUUUCCUCUCCAUUUCGGACUUGCAGGGGUCAGCAUGUUAUACUCGGAACGUUACUUACGACGGCUUCGUUGGGCAGGCUAAUAGCUGUGCGUAAGGCCGCAUAAUUCUCAACAACGCUUAGUUAGCAUAAUUCAUAAUAAAAAGUAAUGUGUAAGAGAUAUUUAUACAUAGCGACGAUAUACGUAUCCUGAUUAACUCCAUAAAAAGACACUCUCGGAACCAUGUUCGUAGCUCGAGCUUAUAUCCAAGGUCAUCAUAAAUUAUUUCACACUUUGGGGACCGAAUAUUCACACACAUACACAUGUAAAUCACUGUCCCUGUAUAAACAACGCCUGCGGAUAUCGCUCCUCAGAGUGUUGAAAUGUUGCAAGAGGUCGUUUUCGUUGUUAGUUGCUUGCGCAGCAUCUGAAAAUAAAUUUGGGAUGAUCUUAAAUGUAAGUUCGUGCUAUAUAUAUAAGACCAACAUAAUAACUUUAACAUGCCAUAUAAUUAGGUUGUUAGAAUGUUCUAAUCGUACACGUUAUUGGCUUAUUUAUUUAAAGAGAAGCGAGAACGAUAUGUUGUCCACGUUGUGUCAUCGUGAUUACUUUACGCCACCAAUGAAUUCCUCACGUCGCCAUGAUUGCUUUAACGUCGGGAGGCGUAUGUGUUGCAGUUACAAGAUAUUGAUCAUAUAUAUUUGUUUAUAUUCAUAAUUAGUAACCUAAUUAUAUCGUGUGUUUCUAAAUAUUAUGGUGGUCUGUGCACACACAUUUUUAGCAUGUAAGUCGCGCCAUCAAUCAAUUAAUCAACCAGUCGACCGGUCGAUGAGGCAAACAGGUGAUAACGAUUGCAUUGAUAAGUUUUGUUGUCUUCCACAUGCGGCACGCGACACACGAACAAGCAAUGUGCGUACUCUCGCGGCAUGCGAGACACGCGUUAUAUGUCUUUGCGCUUCGCGUUCGAGCGAUUCGAUCGACACGUGCUGUCGGAAUGGUGAUUCCAGCGAGGCGAGAAGUAAUAUGACAUUAUUCGUGUACAAUACGUUUAUUUAUGAAGGGCCGAAUCACUUUUUUGAGAGAUAAUUUUUGUAAUAUCGCAUGCUUGCUCAAGAGCGAAAAAAGGAAAGGGAAAAUCUUGUAUAGCAUAGCGAUAUGUUCUCUUAAUACUACCUUUACCGACAAUGUUGAGUUUAAGAAAACAGACAUCACGUACAUACAUAUAUAUAUAUAUAUACAUAUAUAUACAUAUAUAUAUAUAUAUAUAUAUAGUAAAGAUAGAUACCAUUGUGACAGAUUAACGGGACACGAUAAUCUGUUAUCCGUUUAAGAACGCGAAUACGUUGGUAUAUACUUGGUUUAAUAUAUUUAACAUUCUAACUACUGUUAUAUAUAUAUACUCGACCCCAAUGUACAGCCUUAUUAUUUAUUUACUUUAAUUUGCGCGUAUGUACACACAAUUCUUUACUGUUCAGACGCCGACUAUGCGAUCUAUAUGUCCAUGAUGAGAACGACCUGCGCAGAUUGCGAGAUUCGUAAGACCAUGGACAUGUAGACUUCAACGUGAGAUGCAAUUCUUUGUAAAGAAAAAAGGAACAUGGAAGAAGAAAGAAGUUUUAAUGUAUCUAUUUCGCGAAACGACUAUACUUUUUCUACUUACGUUCUACAAUGUGAGAGUGCGAGUCCUGUUGAACUAUAAUUUUCUAAAAUUAAUAAAAAAACUUAUCAAGGAUCAAGCGACUCGAGAUAACACACGCAGCUAUGCUCUCACAUACCUCCGAUGUAAAAUACAAUUGCUCGAUUGAUCUUUUUGAUGUACAUAAGGAAUUAUGUAUCUCACGAUAAUAAUACUCUGCAGCGAGUCAGAUUUUUAAAUACAUAUAUAUAUAUAUAUACAUAUACAUAUUUCCGUCAGAAUAAACUGGAAUAUAUAUAUACAGGAUAUAUAUCUAGUUAAAUUUGCUUCAAAUAAUUUAGUCGUUAUUAGAAUGUUAAAACAUAUUGCGAUUAUAUCGUUUCCAUUAAUUCACUCAACAUCACUAUUACUGUAAUAUGAUAGAGUGACGUUAUUAUUUGUAAAAAGUGAAGUUUACUAUAUCAUAUAAUAAGAUUUUUGUACAGAUGAGACUUGCCACUUUCGACGCAAGUUCUCGGUGCUUUAUUUCAUUAAUGUAAAUACCACUGUAUUAGUUACAUGCACUUUUUAAAAUACAAUUAUAUAAGAA